GACUUAAACCCCUCCGCUCCUACUGCCUCCUGCUCGAUGCUCAAUUGGUCAUCCCUUUAUCUCUCCCCCUCUCGCUUUCGACAACAGCUGCGUUCUCGCUUUCGUCGGCAAGGGAAUCGCUACCGUCAUCCUCCUGGAUCCUCUCUCUACACCCCAAAGAUCUAUAUUGAGUUCUAUUGUUCUCUGAUAAUUGAAGCCAAAACCUAAACGCAAACACUAUGAGCUCGUUCACCAACACCUCCAAUUUUGACAAUCUCCUGCUUCAAACCCUAAUGGGCCGACUGCAAAUCCAUCCUCCAAAUUCUACCCACAAUCCCUUCCUCUCUCAGUCACUUGAGGACCUCCUCUUUGAUGCUGCAUACAAUAACUCUGAUAACUCUGAUGAUGAUUGCUCUGAUUCCAGAACCCAGCUCUCUAAAGAAGAAUCCAAGCUUGAGAAGGAAAUCAUUCGACUCAUCCUCUCAGGUAAGACUGAUUCAUUGAACCCCAACUCGGGUCAGGCAGUUACAAUUGGUGAACAUCACAUAUGUGUUGGGUUUCAUGAGGAAAAAGGAUCAGAUUAUCGAGUGUGGGAGUGGCAUGGACAUAUUAUGCUGUUUGAUGAAGAGAAUGGAUACACUCCUGAGUAUAUUUAUGGAAAUUACUUUGAGAGGCUGCAGGGUAAGGUGGCCAGAUCUGGCGGGGUUAGUAAGGUGGACAAGGAAGAGGAAGAGGAGGAGAAGGAAGAGGAGAAAAUGGGGAAUUUGGGGUUGAGAGAGUUGAUUGAUGGUGGGGAUUCUGGUGGUGCUCGAAUUCUUCAUAGGAAUAUCAAUGCUGGUUCUUCAAGGCUUGGUUGAGUGGAUUUGGGCAUUCAAGGGAAGACUUGAAUCAGUAUGUCAAAUCCCAUUUAUUCUUCAAGAUUGAAGCUUUCUGGUUAUCAUUGGGCACAUAACUGCUGGUGCAGUUCCAUGAUCCAUUUGGUGUUUCGCAUGGGUGUUAUAUUUGAAUUUCAUGUACAUGUUAGAAUAUAUGCAUGAACAGAUUUCUUUCAUUUUGUAAGACUAUUUUGUUCAACUACUUCAUGCGAGCUGAAUAAAUAUAUAUAUAUAUAAAAAAAAAUUGAAAAGAUGUAAGGUUUCUCUC
Messenger RNA from Hevea brasiliensis (rubber tree), 1122 nucleotides. RefSeq lists its product as uncharacterized. The transcript is spliced from 3 exons. The coding region runs from base 219 to 836 and encodes 205 amino acids. The record is from RefSeq and is a predicted model, not a curated record. NCBI's taxonomy places the organism in Eukaryota, Viridiplantae, Streptophyta, Magnoliopsida, Malpighiales, Euphorbiaceae.